AUGGACCACUCUCCACAGCAACAUUGGGGUCGGCCUCAAGCUGGUCGACCUCAAGCUGGUCGACCUCAAGCUCCUCGACCACGGUUCAACAGCCUUGGCCUACGUCGCAGCGCUGCCCCGACCACGAGGGUCGCUCCUACUGCCAAGUCAUCCGACAACCGUCUCUCUCCUUUGGACACAUUUCGAGCAAUGAUCGAGGAGUCGGGGCCCAACGUCGAUAUGUACGCUCUGUGCGAUAGAUGCGGACGAGUCCUCAAAGUUCCGGUUUGCCCUGGUAAUGAAAAUGGCACCUGCCUCACCAAGCGCACUCACGACGAUAUAAAGACCUGGGGAGAACUCAAGGCGUUGCCGGAAACAUCACCUGAAGUAGACCAGGAAUGGCUUCAACUUGACCUUCCGUCAGCUGUGGGAUACCUGGCGGCCCCAGACUGGCAAGAGAAACUCCAAUCCGCAGUGAUCAAUGCUUCCAGAAACGAUCCCCCGGAGUCCAGGUUGAGCAAAUCCUGGGUCAAUUACAUCUACUGGCGAUGUGCCUGGCUUUUCUUCUCUCUGCGCAAAGGGGGCCUGCGGCACGAGAACGCCAAACUUGAGAGAAUGUGGGGUCAGGUCGAUGUGGAUAUAUUGCUCUUGGGAUACGGCGUGCUCGAAAAGGCAGAUCUGGAGGCCCUAUACUGUACAAGUUAUUCAACUCUCGCAGGCUUGGUAUCUUGUAAGUGGCUAUACGGGUCGGCCCUGCUCAACAUGUUCUUUGGGAUCAGGCGCGAUAUCGGUAAAGAUCAGUUCAAUCAGCUCAAGAGGGCCGUCCAGCGAGCUGAUACGGCCAUGGGGAAGUACCUCUUGGCCUGCGUCAACAUGGACGCUGUGGAGUGGAACGCCCGACGGCGCGCUGCUUUCACUGCGUAUCGGCACGUCGAGGAGCACUUGCACCAUUACGCGAGUACUUCGCAACUGAGAGAAUUCCUCAAAUUACGGCAGUCGCCACCUCCGCCUUCGGCCGAGUUAUUGGAGGAAUCCUUGGCUGAGAAGGAGGCACAAGAGCGGACUAUGCUUAUUAGGGCUUCGAGACACGUUGAGCUCGACAAGAGCGGCAACAAACCUGAUUGGGUUCGGAAUCGAGCCCAGCUGGCCAGGUCGGUCCCCAAUCGAUGGCCCAGGUGGGAGUCUGCCGGGAUUGGCAGGCUUCAUGCUCGUUAG
This is a messenger RNA of Colletotrichum lupini, 1194 nucleotides long. RefSeq lists its product as uncharacterized. The transcript has 2 exons. NCBI's taxonomy places the organism in Eukaryota, Fungi, Ascomycota, Sordariomycetes, Glomerellales, Glomerellaceae. The record is from RefSeq and is a predicted model, not a curated record. Bases 1 to 1194 code for a protein of 397 amino acids.